CAUCCACCCGCCACCACACAUCGCGUCUCACGACAUGCGCACGACGAUCAGAAUCUAUCCUUAAGAUCAUAAUGGAGAACGGCAACCUGAACAACUCGGCCGCCUCGUCCGGCCGCGGAUCGUCAUCGCGACCUCGCCACAGUAGUGAAUCAUACCUCGCUGGCCAUACGCGACCAGGCUCGCGUCCGGGCUACAUGACUGUCGGCAGCGGUUCGACCUCGGAAAGCGCUGCGCGGUUGGCAGCGAUGCUAGAUGACGACUCUGGUUAUGGUGGUAGCAUUGCCGAUGGAAGCAGCAUGCAAUCGGGAUGGCACCCUGGGCUCACAGAGGACCGACCUACGCCUGCUCAUACGCCCGUUGCUCCCGGAGAGACCAAUCCCGCAUCCGAAAACGAGCGGCGCACACUUGCUAGUCACGUCCACCAGCUCUAUUACAACCAGAAUAAGACAGCGCUGGCCCGCUGCAUUGGCCGGACCGUGGACACUUUGAAGAAGCUUCAAGACAAGAAUGUGGAUUGGCCGGCUCAUUACCCUCAAGUUCAGCGGCAGGGUCCGCCUGCGCCUACUUCAGGUAACCAGGAGCCUAGGUCCGGUAUUCAUCACACUCAAUCGACCUUGGACAACCACCGUGGUUUCGAGCAAGAGCAUCCUCACAGGCCUUCCCCUCUGCGCCGGGCCGGAACGUCGCUGGGAGAGGAGAGUACACUCGCCGAAUCGAGCUCCGCAGCUACGCAGAGGCCUGCGGCGGAACCUCGGUUGGUCACGCCACAAUUGGCACAGGACUUUUCGGUGCUGAAGAUUGACUUGAAGAUGGGUGCUCUGUCUCAAACUGAGCUUGUACACUCGCUUGAGAAGGGAGCUAUCGCGCAGCUUUUGGAUGGCCAAAUCAACAAGAGCAUCAAGCACUUGUAUUCCUUGAGAGAGAGAAUCGAGGACACUUCAAGUAAGGUGUUGGUCACUGGAGACCUCAACGCCGGUAAAUCGACCUUUUGCAACGCCUUGCUGCGGAGGAAAAUCUUGCCCGAGGAUCAGCAGCCCUGCACGAGCAUCUUCUGCGAGGUGCUUGACUCGAGAGAAAACGGAGGUAUUGAAGAGGUACACGCGGUCCCCAUUGGGUCUGUAUACAACCGUGACAACGAGGCCACCUACGAUGUCUACACCAUAAAGCAGUUGGAAGACAUUGUUACCGAAAAUGACAGAUACGCCUCGUGCAAGGUCUACAUCAAGGACAUUCGCAGCGUCGACGAGUCUUUGUUGAACAACGGCGUCGUCGACAUUGCGCUCAUCGAUGCCCCUGGUCUUAACGCGGAUUCUUUGAAGACUACUGCAGUCUUUGCCCGUCAAGAAGAGAUUGAUGUCGUCGUGUUCGUUGUUUCCGCUGCCAACCAUUUCACUCUUUCCGCCAAGGAGUUCAUCUUCAACGCUGCCAGGGAAAAGGCGUAUAUGUUCAUGGUCGUGAACGGUUAUGACAACAUCCGGGAUAAGAACCGUUGCCAGGAACAGAUUUUGAAGCAAGUUGGGAAGAUGAGUCCGGCUACUUUCAAGGAAUCUUCGGAGCUAGUGCACUUCGUCUCCAGCAUAGCCAUCCCAGUGGCUCCGCUCAAGAUCCCUGGAGACGCAGGUGGCUCUGGUUCAAGCUCCGGUGGUCCCGGUGGGGACCCAGAUGGUGGUGAUGACAAUGAAGACCCAUCCGCCAAGCAUGGUGACAAGGGAUCCGCGUCAGACAAGGGCAAGGGCAAGGAGCCUGAGAAAAUAAGGGAUUUCGAAGCAUUGGAGUCUUCGUUGCGUCGGUUUGUGCUGGAGAAGAGGGCUAGGUCGAAGUUGGCUCCAGCGAAGACAUAUCUCACAAAUGUCCUUGGUGACUUGAGCAGUUUGGCCACAGUAAACCGAGAUGUCGCCCAGGCCGAGCUGGACCGUGUCACGAGGGAAUUGGCAGAACUGGAACCUGCCUUCGAGCAAUCCAAGAAGUCGCGCCGCGAGGCUAGCGAGGACGUGGAUCACACAAUCGAGGAUUCUGCCUCUGAAGUAUAUGCUCACACUAGGGACACUGUCAACAUGUCAAUCUCCCGAGUUGCGGACCAGGACCUUGGACUGGAAUACCCUGGCGUGUUCAGUGCCUUCCAGUACGCUGAAGACAUCAAAAUCGCCAUGAUCCAGGAAAUUUCGGAGAGUGUUUACGCCUGCGAGGAUUAUGCUCGAGAGCAAACCACUGUUGGCUUCAACAGUGUGUCACGCCUUGGGAUCUUGCAUCUCGGUGACAACUGGUCGAAUUUGACUUUCCAUCCGGAGAAGAUGUUCCGUAAGAAGCGCGAUGCACUCGUACGGCAGGUGGACUUUGAGGUCGAGGCCUGGGACUUCUUCGACGUAGCCAGCCUUUGGGAGCGCCAGGAGAAGGUUGCUGGCACCAGUAUGGCUGUUACUGUUGCUGGUGUCAUUGGCACUAGGUUGCUUGGCGGUGUUAGUUGGGUUGACGGCACGAUCGGUGCCAUGCGCGUCAUCGGGUUGGGCAACUUGCGCAGGAUGUUCAUUCCGGGUGUCGUCCUUGCCCUCGGUCUCGGCGUCACAUAUGCGCUCACCAGCAUCCCGAAAUCGCUGCCUAAGCGCCUCUCUGCCAAGCUUUCCGAACAGCUCGAAGCUCUUGACUACACGCACACGAAUGCGCUGCGCAUCAGCACCGAAGUGCGUAAAGCGCUCAAGCACCCUGCCGAUGAGCUUCGUGUUGGCCUUCAGCGCUCUGUGGAGAAACUGCACACCCAGAGGGAGAAGACGACCAAGUUCCGCCAGGAGGCUGAUGUUGCGCGCAAAUACUUUUCGAACCUGGUCAGAGAUGCGAGUGACAUCAAGCACUCGGUUGAGAGGGUCGACUUGGAGGGUCCGGCGCCGGGUGUGGCGGCAGUAUACGAUCCGUGAUGUGGCUGAUCCACGAGAUCAGAGCAUGAAGUGGCCGUUGAUUGCGAUGAAUCAAUGGCUUAUGGGGCAAGAUUACUGUAUGGCAGAUGUUGGAGGCAAAAAUAUCCCUCUCCUUUUCUCUUCUCUUCUACCUUUUACCUUUUUCUUGUGUUUCACCUUUUUCUCCUUGUUCUUGAUAUACCAAGCGCGUCGAUACCAAAACCUUCCUCGCCCAACUCAGCUCAGAAUGGAUUCUUUUGCGUUACACUGCGCGUAUUGUACACCAAUCGGGACUUGCGUGAUCUCCGAGUGUUAAAUUGUGGUUCUUUGCGGGGUCCCGAUACGAAAUGAUUUGCGCAAGGUCCGCUGUGCAGGAGCCAAUGCUUGGUAUUUAGCUACGUGCAACUGCUAGCUAUCGAAGUAUCUAUCUUGGGAGAGUCUUUCUGCCAAGACCAACGCUCUCCACCUCGUG
Molecule: messenger RNA, 3360 nt
Organism: Aplosporella prunicola CBS 121167
Lineage: Eukaryota; Fungi; Ascomycota; Dothideomycetes; Botryosphaeriales; Aplosporellaceae
Exons: 2
Coding region: 72-2909 (945 amino acids)
Biological process (GO): mitochondrial fusion
Cellular component (GO): mitochondrial outer membrane
Molecular function (GO): GTPase activity; GTP binding
Source: RefSeq, a predicted model, not a curated record